Molecule: messenger RNA, 660 nt
Organism: Caenorhabditis briggsae
Lineage: Eukaryota; Metazoa; Nematoda; Chromadorea; Rhabditida; Rhabditidae
Source: RefSeq, a predicted model, not a curated record
AUGAUUUACGGAUCUGGUUGUUUGGGUGGUGCAACUGAUGUGUGUGCUACAGUAGCUGAAGUCGGAUUGAGCUAUACUUUGGGAGUAAUAGCUGGAUAUGGGUUUGGUGAUUCCAAUACUUGUUCCUAUGUGUUAUUUUCCAGAACAAUUUUCUCUUGCCCAUUGGGAACAACAUCACAAGUUAAAUUGCCAAUUACUGGAACAAUUCUACCCGGACCUUCACUAGUUAUUGCUUGGUGUCAAGAGACGGGGACGAAUGCUGGGACUUGGUACUAUGGAAUUCCACCACUAAGUACCCCAGUGAAUUGCACUACUUAUUUUUCAGCGUGCAACAAUUGUCCUAAAGUCUAUGACAAUACGUGUCAAGGGUUUGGCAUUCCUAAUCUUCUUCAAUGGUGUCCUACAGCAGCUGAGGCCGCAAUUGAGUACACACUCGGUCUUAUCACUUCCAUUUUUCCUUUUAUUCCCUCAGAUUCUUGCGGAACUAUAAUUACUUGCCCACUCACUACAGCUCUAAGGAUCAAAAUAUUAGGCGCAGAAAUUCCCGCGCCAGUGUUUUAUGCUUGGUGUGAAGAAUCGGGUCCGAGAGUUGGAAAAUGGUACACAGGAACUUUUUUGACGCCAAUUGAGCUUGUUUCACUAGCCUGCAAGCCUCUUAUA